Papaver somniferum (opium poppy) is the source of this 797-nucleotide messenger RNA. RefSeq lists its product as uncharacterized. Lineage: Eukaryota; Viridiplantae; Streptophyta; Magnoliopsida; Ranunculales; Papaveraceae. Bases 103 to 546 code for a protein of 147 amino acids. The record is from RefSeq and is a predicted model, not a curated record. The transcript is spliced from 3 exons.
CCGGCUGAUAAGAAUAAUCAUGAAAGUCCUAUAUAAGCUACAGUUUCUUGCACAUCUGAACAAAAACAAUAUUCUUAUGAACAAAACAUAACAUUCUUAUUUAUGUCAGGUUUAACAACGACUGAAAAGCGAUUGAUAAAUGAUAAUAGUCUUUGCUGGGUGACAAUAAAUGGCAAAGGCUAUUAUGUUGGGAAGUACUAUGAAAGCAAGAAGAAAGACAAACAACGUAUGAAAGAACUGUUACAGGCAGUUCGAAAACUAGGUCUGGAGGGAGAUCCCGGAGGAAAUGCUGGUAAAAGCGCCAAAAAUGUAAAUGCAAGACAAACAUCUAUACGAAGGCCAUUUUGGACCAAUUUAUUUGGCCUUAUUUUCUGGCUCAGCGCUGGCAUUGUCGGGAAGGCAAGAGUGGCGGAGCAAACCUAUGACAAAGGUGGGAAACUGACCGCCCAGUUCAGCAGGCUCCCAAGUUCAUAUUGUGGUAAAUUUUUUAAAUAUGGACCUUUUAGCUUUUGGUUGUCUCUGGGUUUGGAAAAAAUUUCUUCCUAGAUCCUCCCUUGGAAGGCACUGUUGUCAGGAAGAAAGAAAGUCUGAAGUAUGUUCAAACUAAAACCAAGCCUUAUCAUGCGUGCGUGUAAUUUUAGUUUCUCUCUCUUUGCAUCAUUUAAUUUUCAUCGAUUUUCUUGUGAUUUAUUUUGCGUAUAAAAAUUUUAAUUUGCUAUCUAUAAUAUGUGUAAUUCUCCUAAACCAGAUAUUGGUGGUGGACUGAUUGUAUUUUUUAAUGAUGAAUGGUUUGGGUA